CCCUCCAGCACGUAGUCUAAGGUACAGUCAGUGCACCUAUCCCUCGCUCCCUCCCAUCUCUCUCUCGUGCUCUCUUUUUCUCGAUCCAUCUGUACCCUCCCUCCAUCCUCUUCAAAUGCAUCACAGCCUCCUGCCGAGCCCUCGGCCACUGAAACACUCCGAGCCACGGUCAUGUGACAUCAGCCUCCAACCACUCUCCAAGGAGCACCAGCAAAAAGAGGGGAGUGUCUCUUUUCCCCCUCUCCUCCCUCCUUUGUCUCCCUCCCUCUCACUGAGUCAGACAGCAGGGUUGUGUGUCUGAAGCAAAGGCUCCAUGGAGGGGAGAUAUCGUCUCUACCAGCGAUACAUUGCCUGAGAGAGACAGAAGAAAAAAGGAUUCCCUUCUUUCUCUCCCUCGUUGAGGAACAGAGGAUGAAUGGAGAAGCGAUGGACAUGUCCCUGGAGUCAUCAUCCCCGGUGGUGGAGCAAGGCACCGUCGGGGGGGUGUCAGCGGCACCAGAACCGGCAUCCACAGCAGCAGCCGGUAACGGCUCCCUGCCUCCUCCGCCCACCAUGGCCCCAGCCAUCCCGCCCUACGUCAAGCUUGGCCUCACCGUGGCCUACACCGUCUUCUACUCUCUCCUCUUUGCCUUCAUCUAUGCCCAGCUGUGGCUGGUGCUCCGAUACCGCCACAAGCGCUUCAGCUACCAGACGGCAUUCCUCUUCCUGUGUCUGCUGUGGGCCGCGCUGCGCGCCCUCCUCUUCUCCUUCUACUUCCGCGACUGCGUCACGGCCAACGCGCUGGGUCCCUUCACCUUCUGGCUGCUCUACUGCUUCCCCGUCUGCCUGCAGUUCUUCACGCUAAGCCUCAUGAACCUCUACUGCGCCCAGGUUUACUUCAAGGCAAAGUCCAAGUAUACCCCAGAGCUCCUUAAAUACAAGCUCCCCCUCUAUCUGGUCUUCUUGGCGGUCAGUUUUCUCUUCCUGGUGGUCAACCUGGCCUGUGCCCUGCUGGUUAAGAUGACCGCCACCGAGGUUAAGACCAUUGUCCUGGUCAGAGUCACCAUCAACGAUACGCUCUUCGUGCUCUGUGCCAUCUCGCUGUCCGUCUGCCUUUACAAAGUGGCUAAGAUGUCCCUGGCCAGCAUAUACCUCGAGUCCAAGGGAACGUCGGUGUGUCAGGUGACAUUGAUUGGCGUCCUGGUGGUUCUGCUGUACGCAUCACGGGCCUGCUACAACCUGGUGGUGCUGGCUCUGACCGACAUUGAGACCAUCAACUCAUUCGACUACGACUGGUACAACGUGUCUGACCAGGCUGACUUGAGGUCCACUCUGGGGGACGCUGGUUACAUCGUGUUCGGGGUGAUCCUCUUUGUCUGGGAACUGCUGCCAACCUCCCUGGUGGUUUUCUUCUUCAGGGUCCGCAGGCUGCCACAGGACAGGAGUGGAUCAGGGAUCCCAAACCACGUGCUCUCUUCCAGAGGUUACUUCUUUGACAACCCCCGUCGGUACGAUAGCGACGAUGACCUGGCGUGGAGCAUCCCUCCUCAGAACAACUCAGCAAGCCUAGUUACAGACUGCUACGACUGGGGCAGCCGCAACAGCAGUUUCACUGUACAAACGGGGACAGACGAACAACGGUUGGCACCGGUGACGGGAGAGCUCCAUCCAUACUGAGACUUAACAAGUCCAGGGUAGGGGGUCAAUUCCAUUUCAAUUCAUUCAAAUUCAGAAUUUUCCAAAUUGAAAAGCAAAAAAAAAAAUGGUAUUGACCCUAACUCUGAACCAGUCCACACUGCACUGUACAGCACCGCAAUGCACUUUGUAAACUUUGACACUUCUUGACAGAAUCUGUAUUUUGUCCAUCAUCAGCCACCAUAUUGCAUUAGUCACUUAGUGAUAAUGUAGACCAGUGGUUCCAAAACUAUUUCACUCGGGGCCCCCCUUCCAUCAUUGGGGAACAUCCCGUUAGCCGACAUGGGCUAGUUGAUCUGGACAUUUGUGACAAGUUAUAAAAUAGCGCUAAGGUAUUCAAUGACUGACAUGACAAGAGGAAAACUGAUGAUACACUACUCAAAAUUGUGCCUUGUGCAUUCUACUAUAACAACUUUCAAAAGUAAGUUGAAAGUCAGACUGAGUUCCUUAAAAACAAAAAAAACUUUUUUUAAUUUUUUUUUUUUAAACUCUGCAUCCCCCUAUCGACCACCCCACAGUUUGGGAACCAGCUAGACAUUGUAGAAAGUCAUCUAGAAAACCUGUGAAAUAAACCCAUAUUAUAAGCUAGCACUAAGUCAUGCACAAACAUAUACAUCAAGGUAGUUGACCUUAGACACUAUCAAUAUACUAAAGCCUGUAUAGAACGAUGACACAAAUUUAAAAAAUCAUGUCAUAUCUAUAUCCACAGUAAAUAUGACUAUGAACAUACAUUAAUUUAUUGUCGGUGUGAUGGUGAAAAAGAUGGAUUCUAUAUUUCUAACAGGAUGUUUUUAAUGUAAUGGAGAAAGUUUCACUGACCAGAUGCUCUAUUUAUUUGUCUGCUUUUCUGUCUGUGGAUGUAUCGUGAUCGGUAUUGACACAUAACCAUGAAUAAAAGGACAUUUUGGGUGUGACACUCAAUGUGAGGAUAUCCUACUGUUCUUGAUUUAGUCACUAGAUGAAACGGAAUUGUACCCCAACAUUGUCUACAAUUUACUUUAUGAUCGGAAAGGUCAGAACAAGUCCCAAUAACAGAACCCUUUUCAUGGUUUAUUGGUAAAAAUGACUUACAAAUAUUAAAUUAAGCAUAUGUAGAGCAGGUGUAUUCAAAUUUUACCUUACGAGGUCCAGAGCCUGCUGGUUUUCUAUUCUACCUGAAUUAAUUGCACCCACUUAGUGUCCCAGGUCUAACUCAGUCCCUGAUUAAGGGGGAACAAUGAAUUGAGUUGAGUUUGAGGGGUAUAUAGUAUACCUUUCUGUUACGGUGAGGUCAAAUAGUAUUGUUCUGAAAGUGUUUAUACAUAAUGGAUCAUGGUACAAAUCUGAAAAAGAUGCAUAAAAAGUUUUGAAUGACAACCAGAAAUAUUUAUUCCUCUGUUCAAAUAAAUAUAAUCAAACAAGAAUACACAUCAAUACAGGUGCAACUAAUUAUAUAAUCAUACAGCUUUGAAAAAAGUUCUGUCAUUUUCCUUUUACAAAUAGUACAGCUUUCUGGGUAUUCUGAAUAUGUUAAAGGCGGAGAAAGCAGAAGAGCGUGGAGAUCAUUGGAGACAAAAUGGUGAAUUUCAUCCAAGAAAGCAGGCUCAAGCUUUUU
Messenger RNA from Oncorhynchus keta (chum salmon), 3268 nucleotides. RefSeq names its product G protein-coupled receptor 137Ba-like. Lineage: Eukaryota; Metazoa; Chordata; Actinopteri; Salmoniformes; Salmonidae. The transcript is spliced from 7 exons. Bases 412 to 1656 code for a protein of 414 amino acids. Gene Ontology annotation, biological process: negative regulation of osteoclast differentiation; positive regulation of TORC1 signaling; regulation of autophagy. Gene Ontology annotation, cellular component: lysosomal membrane. The record is from RefSeq and is a predicted model, not a curated record.